AUGAUUAAAAUAAUUAUUAUUAAAAACUCAAUAAAAUCUUAAUAAUUCGAUCACUAAACUUAAAAGAUUUAAAAAAAAUCAGUUUAAAUAGUCUUUUAAAAUUAUGAGAGCAAUAUUUAUUUCGAAGUGAUUUUUUAUGGAUGUGGUUUAAAUGAAGAAAAUAUCAAUUCAAAAAGACUUGAUGAUUGUAAAUUAGGAUUAGCAUAAUAAAAAUAUAUUAAAUUAUUAGGAGCUAAUGAUAAAUAAAUUGAAAUCAUUUGCUCUUAAUUUCUAAAAUAAACAAGAAUUUUAUUUGAAUUAAAAAUAUUUUAUUGUAGAUAACGCUGA
Molecule: messenger RNA, 327 nt
Organism: Paramecium primaurelia
Lineage: Eukaryota; Ciliophora; Oligohymenophorea; Peniculida; Parameciidae
Source: the annotation of a GenBank genome assembly